Leishmania braziliensis MHOM/BR/75/M2904 is the source of this 2793-nucleotide messenger RNA. RefSeq lists its product as hypothetical. Lineage: Eukaryota; Euglenozoa; Kinetoplastea; Trypanosomatida; Trypanosomatidae. Bases 1 to 2793 code for a protein of 930 amino acids. The record is from RefSeq and is a predicted model, not a curated record. The transcript has a single exon.
AUGGAGCCUAGGUCACACAGCCGCAGCGUUAAAGGCACACACAGCAGCACUGCACCAGCGGCAAAUGCGGACAGGAAAAAAUUGCAGACGACUGAUGCAAAGCUGUCCUCUGGUGUGUCUGCGCCAGCGUCAACAAGUGGCACCCGGCCUGCGUCGUCGUCCAGGCUGCGCUCGUCUCAACGGCAAGGAAAGCGCCAGGUGUCGUCCUCUUUCUCCCCUGUGCGUAUCAGAGGCACGAAUGGAAAUGGCAGCACUGUCAUGGAGAUGUCGAAGAUCACUGCCAACUCCCUCGCCUCUAUCAACCACAGCCUUUUCACGCAGGCUAAGCUGACAUCAAAGCAGAUCCGCAGUCGCAUUCUGAAGGAAUACCUGCAAGCACACAGCGCCGGUGCGCGCCUGAUUGAGAACCAGUGGGCGGAAGAGUACCAAACCAUCUGGCAGAGCUUCCUGGACGCAUCGUACACUCCACAAAGUCGCGAAAUUAAGCGCCUACUAGGCCACACUCAGCUAGUGGAGUUGACGUGCCAGCAGAAGCUACAGCACGCCCAUACAGUGACCUACUGUGCCCUGAGUGGCAUUGAGCAGUUGGUGCAGCGUAUCACGGACGCUGGCACGUGUAUUCGCAAUGACACCAACGUGUUGGCAGAGAAACCAGACCUGUUUCUUGGUCCCACUGACGCCAAAGAAUUGUGUCAGCAUGCGAUGAGAAACGGAAGCGCUGCAUCGGCAACCAUGCACGUGCGCGGCAACCCGAGGCCUGAGGUAUGUGGCAUCGAUGUAGUCCUUUCUGAUCCCCAUCCAUUGGCGUUUCAGAUCUCACAGGCGGACCACGAUGAGCGUGAGCGACUUAGCCGCCUCUUCAACAGCGUUCUUGACAGCAUUGGCGCUGACAGCGAGGAGAGAAGCGUCGGCGGCUCAACAUCUAGCAUGUACGGCACUAUUCAGGCGGCCAGUGCGUUAGGGACGCAGUCCACGACGGACUGCCCUCUACCGAUGCCGCACAGCCGUAAUGAGGGGGACUCGGCUCGAUGCACUGAGUGCUCCUCACCCACCCCACCCUCGACGCGUUGGCAGUGCCGCCAAGACGAUCUGGAGCGCGUUGAAGCCAAGCGUGAUGACAGCAGUCUGGGGAAUCUACAACCGGAGCGCACACAGUACGUGCGCGACCUGCAGAGCCAGCUCGACGCGCUUGGUGUGGGCUUUGUACAGCUCAUGAAUCGCAUUCAGGCCCAACACCAGCGGUAUCAGCACACGAUCGCCUCUCAGCAGGUGGUGCUAGAUUCGCAAGCCACACGACUGAAGCUUGCCGACGAUGUUCUUCGCAACACCGUGGCACAGGGACAGAUCGAAGCGCUGAGCGCUGUGGCUGCCGCUAAGCAGCUCUCGCUGGAGUUGCGUGAGCGGAUGGAUGUCAGCGAGAGAAACAUGAACGCAGCACUUCAGGCACUCAUCGAGCAGAGCGCAGAGGUCUGCUUUGACAAGAAUGUCCUGAAGGAGUACGACUCGCGCACUACCGAGAAAGAGAACUGCCUCUGCGCGUUCAUGACGCGCAUGGAGCGGCAGGCAGUGGAGCAGGCUGAUGUGCUGCGGAAAGCGCAAGAUGGGGUCGAAGAAAUCUGGCAGCUGCGAGAGCAGUGGUUACUCCAGCUCUCGUCUGGGGCAGCGAGCGAGGCUGGUGUGAUCCUCAGAGAACCUCAGGCAGCCGCCCGGAAUGUGACACCCCUUCCCCCUCCUUACGGGGCAAAAUUGAAAGAGUGUGAUCGAGCGACCCUUCUCGCGUUCCUCGAACGUCUCACCAUGCAUUGCCCCAAGGCUACCACGCAUGUCAUUUCGGCUCUUGAUGAACACGAGGUCUUCUGCGCUAGGCACCCGCAAGAGGCGGCCGCCUCGCGAGAGCAGCUGGCACGUACAGCUGCCGUGGUGCAACUCCUUCAAAAACUGGACGAGGAAGGGCGACUGCACUGCAGUGCACAUCACACGAGUGAGGCUCUUUCUGUGCGUCUUCGUCGACUUGUUGAGCAACACGAUGCCUACAUGGACUUUAACGAGACCUACGCACGGGCGCUGGUGCGGCAAGCGGAUGCAGAGCGGCGGCAAUACGCACCGGACACAGUCGCCUUCUUCGACUCUCGUACGCCUGUGCCGGAGCAAGUAAGCAGCGUCGCGAGUAGGCGAGUCACACCUGUUAGGGUGCAAACGAAUGGAGAAAAUCAUAGUGGCGCCACGUCGUCUUCAGCAGCAGCGCUGUACUCUGCCGCGGAGCUCAAGACAAAUUUGCCGGCACUGCCAAAGAUGCCAUACCUCAGCAUCUGGACGCGCAAGCAGCAGGAGCUACAAGAGCAGCAGUACGCGGCAGGUGCCGUGAUUGGCGGCGCGAGCAGCAGCACCGUCGGCGCCGUUGUGGGCUAUCUGGAACGUUACCCGUCCUGUUUAGCCGCUCCUACGGCUGCGACAAGAGUUGCGGCGCCCUCGGCCGACUUGUUCGAAGCGAUCCCCUCGUCGACGCGGUCACGACUGCACACGGCAAUUAGCGCGUCCGCCCUCACGUGUGUCUCCGCAAGUAACCUCCCUCCGCCGAUUCCACCGCGCAAAGGGUUGGCGUCCUACGUCAUAUCCACGUGUGGUUCGUCAACGGAAAACACUGAGGGUAGUGCUGCCACGGCACGGCAACAGCAGCCAGAGAAAGAGGAACACACAGUCACGAAAGAGAAACGUAAACCCCUCAUGCUCUUCCGCGGAGGCGAUCACCAAUUCAUUCAGCGGGAGCGCGAGAUGUUUGUGCAGGAAGACUGA